GGGAAAGAAGGCAGGGGAAGUGAAAGCUGCCUUUGCUCCCUGCUUGCCUCCCAACGCUAAACAUGGCAUCUUCCAUGAGGAGCUUGUUCUCUGACCACAGCAGAUAUGUUGAAUCUUUUCGAAGGUUUCUCAGCAAUUCCACCGAGCACCAGUGCAUGCAGGAAUUUAUGGACGAGAAGCUGCCAGGCAUUAUAGCAAGGAUUGGGGACACAAAGCCAGAACUUAAGAUCCUGAGCGUAGGUGGAGGUGCAGGUGAGAUUGACCUUCAGAUUCUCUCCAAAAUACAAGCUCAAUAUCCAGGAAUUCACAUAAAAAAUGAAGUUGUUGAACCAAGUGCUGAGCAAAUUGCUAAGUACAAAGAACUUGUAGCCAAGACAUCAAACCUCGAGAACAUAAAGUUUGCUUGGCAUAAGGAAACAUCGUCUGAAUAUCAACAUAGAGUGACGGAGAAAAAAGAGCAUCAAAAAUGGAACUUUAUUCAUAUGAUUCAGGUUGUUGAAUGUCUUACUGAUCAGCUGAAUUUGAGUAAGGAUCUACGGUCCCAUAGCAGACAGCAUGGAAUACAUAUGGGAUGGAGGCAGAAUUGGCCAGAGCAUGAAUGCUUAUUCUCUUACACAGGAACCAGUGGCUGGUACAAGCUGUGGAAAAAGUAUGAAUCCCGUUUACCCAGGAAUGACCUCUGCCAGUAUGUCACAUCAUCUGACCUCACGCAGAUCCUGGAUAACUUGAGGAUUCGGUACACGUGCUCUGACCUUCUGUCCACCAUGGACAUAUCUGACUGUUUUAUUGAGGGCAAUGAAAAUGGAGACUUGCUCUUGGAUUUUUUGACAGAAACCUGCAACUUUAACACAACAGCACCUAUGACUCUCAAAGCAGAGAUUAUGCAAGAUCUACAAGAGCCUGAAUUUAGUGUUAAAAAAGAUGGAAAGAUAUUUUUUAAUAAUAAUCUGAGUUUCAUAGUGGUUGAGGCAUAGCUAUCAAUCAGAGGAGCAUAUUAGAAAAAUUAUAUUAGAACAAUGCUAUUCACCACUUACUUUCAUAUUAAAAUUAAAAUUGUAAUCCAAAUUUUAUAAAUAGAGCAUUGUCCCAUGUGUGUGAAUAUCUAGACAUUUUUGAACAUUCAUAAGGAGUUAUAGGUGAUACUGCAGGUCUUAUCACUCCUCAAGGUAGAGAGCAGCCUGGGCUCAAACACCAUGAGUUGGUACAAUUGUCACUGGUUUGUUAGCUAGCAAAUCCUUUUAUUUGCUGAUUGUUCUGAAGUUUCCUUAAAUAGUAAUGCAGAAUAUGCCUUCUGACUCUUCGAAUACUAAGAAAGUGUAUGUUUCUUAAUUUUCCCCUUUUGUUAAUAAAUAUUUGCCUUUGUUUA
Echinops telfairi (small Madagascar hedgehog) is the source of this 1366-nucleotide messenger RNA. RefSeq names its product histamine N-methyltransferase (gene HNMT). The transcript has 6 exons. The record is from RefSeq and is a predicted model, not a curated record. Gene Ontology annotation, molecular function: N-methyltransferase activity. Bases 63 to 974 code for a protein of 303 amino acids. Lineage: Eukaryota; Metazoa; Chordata; Mammalia; Afrosoricida; Tenrecidae.